AUGGAAGAGGUGCACAAGAGCAGCAGUAACAGUUCAGUGACGCCUUCCCAAACGUCAGCCGUACAAGGUACAACACUACAGGCAGCUCAGCUCUCUCAUAUUGCUCAACAGAUGUCUCUACGAGGUCCUGCUCCCCUGACAGUUGUUCAGCUUCCUGGAGAACAAGUCCAGGUCCAAGGAGUCAUCCAGACAGCUCAGUCCUCUUCUGUAAUCCACUCACCCCAGGUGCAAACUGUGCAGGUGUCCUCUUUGUCUGAGAGCGAAGAUUCUCAGGACUCAUCAGACAGCAUCGGCUCUUCACAGAAAGCUCGAGGCAUCUUAGCUCGUCGUCCAUCCUACCGAAAAAUUUUGAAAGAUCUUUCUUCUGAAGAUACACGUGACAGAAAAGGAGAUGAGGAGAGUCCUGGUGUCUCUACUGUCACAUCUAUGUCCGUUCCCACGCCUAUCUACCAGACGAGCACUGGACAGUACAUUGCCAUCGCUGCCAAUGGGUUACAGCUGGCCAGCCCGGGUGCAGAUGGUGUGCAAGGGCUGCAGACACUAACGAUGACAAAUGCUGGUGGUAGUCAGCCUGGGACAACGAUCCUGCAGUACGCACAGACGUCAGAUGGGCAACAGAUACUCGUACCCAGCAACCAGGUGGUGGUGCAGACUGCAUCAGGAGACAUGCAGACUUACCAGAUCCGCACCACGCCGACGACCACGUCCCUUCCUCAGACGGUGGUGAUGACAUCUCCUGUCACUCUGACGUCGCAGACAAGUAAGACGGAUGAUCCGCAGUUGAAACGAGAAAUAAGGCUGAUGAAGAACAGAGAAGCUGCUCGAGAAUGCCGCAGGAAGAAGAAAGAGUACGUUAAAUGUCUGGAAAAUCGAGUUGCAGUCCUGGAAAAUCAGAACAAAACUCUAAUUGAAGAGCUAAAAACUUUGAAAGAUCUUUACUGUCAUAAAAGUGUGUAAGAAAAGAAGGUGAAACUUUUGUGGACUGUUUAAAUUUCAGAGGAGAAAUUUUUUUUUUUUUUUAUACUGAAUUUUUUAAACUAGAUGAAAGGUCAAAAAUGAAACUUUUCUACCUAGAUUUCACAACUUAAAGACUCUAUAGAUUUUAUUUACAACGUGUUGGUGACAAAGUACAAACAGGAAACAAGAAAACCUCACCAAAAUUCCUGUUUUUUUUUCUGGCACAACUGGAAACUUGAUAAAGUCAAGAUUGCAUCUACAGUAAAAGGACAGUCACGUUUUACGAGGCAGGUGAUUAGAAUUUCUUUGCAAAUUUCUACAAAUACCUCUGCUAAUGGAGGCAAUAUUUGGUGACA
Messenger RNA from Antrostomus carolinensis (chuck-will's-widow), 1313 nucleotides. RefSeq names its product activating transcription factor 1 (gene ATF1). Gene Ontology annotation, biological process: regulation of transcription by RNA polymerase II. Bases 1 to 957 code for a protein of 318 amino acids. Gene Ontology annotation, molecular function: RNA polymerase II cis-regulatory region sequence-specific DNA binding; protein binding; DNA-binding transcription factor activity, RNA polymerase II-specific. The transcript has 7 exons. NCBI's taxonomy places the organism in Eukaryota, Metazoa, Chordata, Aves, Caprimulgiformes, Caprimulgidae. The record is from RefSeq and is a predicted model, not a curated record. Gene Ontology annotation, cellular component: ATF4-CREB1 transcription factor complex; nucleus.